GGAUACUACUACCUGUUUCGUCAGUUGCGUGGACUUGUGAGUCUACUUUAAAGUCUUACUUUCGAGAUGGCAGAAGCAGCAGGAAAAUCCAAAAGGAUGCAGCCAGCAUGGCAGCCACCUAAAGGAGAUGGUACAGUAACAUUAAAGUUGUACAACAGUUUGACACGCAAAAAGGAGGUGUUUGUGCCGCAGCACGGCAAGCGGGUGUUGUGGUACAGCUGCGGGCCCACGGUGUAUGACGCCUCCCACAUGGGACAUGCACGCUCCUACAUCUCCUUCGACAUCCUGCGACGCGUGCUGACGCAGUACUUCAAAUACGACGUUUUCUACUGCAUGAACGUCACCGACAUCGACGACAAGAUCAUCGUCCGUGCGCGCCAGACUUGGCUGUUACAAAACUACAGCCAGCAGGUGCUGACGGUGCGCCAGGUGCUAGCGGACAUAAAGGAGGCCAUGACGACCUUUGAGGGGAAGCUGAAGGCCGAGACGGACCCCGACAAGCUCGCCAUGUUGGAGAGGAUCAAUGGCCGCCUGCAGGAAGCUGUGCGCCUGGUCGAGCAGCGCGACACUAAACAGGAACAGAGCGACGAGCAGCGACAGGUGCUGCUGGAUGCAGGGCGAGAUGUCCUGGCCGGCUGGUUGGACAAGGAGAUGGGGUCCUCAGUCACUGACAAUGCUAUUUUCUCUGAGCUGCCUCGGCGUUUUGAGGAGGAGUUUCACAAGGACAUGGAGGCGCUUCAGGUCCUGCCGGCAGAUGUCUUAACACGUGUGAGUGAAUACAUCCCAGAAGUGAUUGCCUACGUCCAAAAAAUCAUUGCAAACGGCUACGGAUAUGAGGCCCAAGGUUCUGUGUACUUUGAUACAGCUGCCUUUGACUGUAGCGAAAGCCAUCAUUAUGCCAAGCUAGUACCUGAGGCAUAUGGAGACAAAAAGGCGCUUUCUGAGGGAGAAGGUGAGCUGAGCGUCUCAGAGGAGCGGCUGAAUGAGAAACGCAGUCCCAAUGACUUUGCUCUGUGGAAAGCCUCCAAGCCAGGCGAGCCGUCCUGGGACUCCCCCUGGGGCAAGGGACGCCCAGGCUGGCACAUUGAGUGUUCAGCUAUGGCCAGCUGUAUACUUGGAGAAUCAAUGGACAUUCACUCUGGAGGUUUCGAUUUGAAGUUCCCCCAUCAUGACAAUGAGCUGGCUCAGGCAGAAGCAUUCUAUGAAAAUGACCACUGGGUGCGCUACUUCUUGCACACCGGCCACCUGACUAUAGAUGGUUGCAAGAUGUCCAAAUCUCUGAAAAACUUCAUCACCAUCAAGGAAGCUCUGCAAAAAUAUUCAGCACGCCAGAUCCGCCUGCUCUUCUUGCUGCACGCCUGGAAAGACACACUGGACUACAGCGACAAGACCAUGGAGAUAGCUCUGGAGUACGAGAAAACAAUCAAAGAAUUUUUUCUUACAAUUAAAGAUCUUCUACGCACAACCCCUUCCACAGGGGUUCAGGCUUGGGACAAAUGGAAUCAGGAGGAGAUGACUCUGAAUAACAAGUACCAAGAGAAACGACAGAGGGUGCAUGAGGCACUCUGUGACAACAUUGACACAAGGACAGCCCUGGAUAAUGUACGUGAGCUGGUAACAGCUUCAAAUUCUUACAUAGCACAAGCUCAGCAGCUCAAGCGACGUCCAAACAGAUGUCUCCUUCAAACAAUUGCUCUCUAUAUCAUGGAUCUUUUAAAGGUCUUUGGUGCUAUCCCAACUGACUGCAGCAUUGGCUUCCCACAGGCCAGUGGGCAGACUAUUAAUCUGGAGGAGACACUGAUGCCAUACCUAUCAGCCUUUGCCACAUUUCGUGACCAAGUGCGACAGUCUGCCCGCGAACAGAAAGCAACUGGAAUUUUGAAGCUGUGUGAUGAGGUCCGAGACAGCAUUCUGCCAAAGCUUGGUGUAAGGCUGGAGGAUGUGGAAGGCCGCCCAUCAGCCAUCAAGCUGGUGGACAGUGAGACUCUAAUGCGGGAGCAGGAAGAGAAGAGAAAGCAAGAGGAGGAGAAGCGACUGUUAAAAGAAGCCAAGAAGAGGGAACAAGAGGCUGCUAAGGCUGCAAAAGAUGCACAAAGAAAAAUACCACCAUGGGAGCUGUUCCUCAAUGAGAAAGACAAGUAUUCCAAAUUUGAUGAUAAGGGCAUUCCCACCCAUGAUUCAGAGGGUGCUGAGCUCAAGAAAUCAGCCUUAAAGAAACUGGUCAAACUGUAUGAAGCACAGGAGAAGAAAUACAAAGAAUAUUUGGCCGAGAAGGGGGAAGGAAAAGUAGCCAGUGGUGAUUCCUGAGAACCGAGUGCUUCCAGCAACAACAGUGAUCUGCUCUUCCUUUCUUCUCUAAAUGUGAAGUUGUAUGAUUAGUGUAAUGAUACUCCAAAAACAGUUUUCUGUUACUUUUAUCUAUUGGCAAGUAGCCUCUUAUACUUCCUUACAGUUUCCCUAUUGCUGACAGAUGUGCAAAUUGCUAGUUUAUUUAUGUACGGAUUGCUGGUUUAUAGUUCUGUAAAUUACAGGUUUAUGUGUAUGUAAGCUAUUUUUGUCCUACAGAGUGGUUUCUAGUUUUUAUGCUUACAUAUUUGUUGCCAUCUCAUUUCCUUCUCUCUCUCCUCUCCUGCUUCUGAUUUUUAACUCAUUUUUGUGUUCUUUUGCUCCCUUAUACAUACAUAGUUACGAUAGUUAUGUGAAGGGCAUCUUCCCCCAAAUUUGCACUAAAAGCUUGUGUGCAGAAAAAAUUCUUAAUCCAAGUACAGUUCUGCAACAAGAUGACUAGCAGACAAAAUGCCCCAACAAAAAAUAAGCAUAAGUGAGUAAACAUUGGGAUUGAUUUUAUCCUUAUUCUUCUUGCCUCUUUCAUAUUUCUCAUUCAAACAGGCUUCAUUCCUGACUUUUUGUUUAUCACAUCUGUAUCUGUCUUUUCUCCUUUGUCAUUAUACAUUUGCUGACCUAUUUCAUUGUUUAUGUGAUGCUCAGCAAGGGAUACAAAGGGCAUUUUCUUCACCAGUAUCCUUGCAGCCAUACAGCUGGAUGUUUUACUGACAUGUGUCAAGGACCAAUGUUCUUCAGUUUCAAAGUCUCAUGUUAAAUGAUUCUGCACUCUAUAUAUCAAAAUUCAGUUAAAUUCAAUAUUUUCAUUUAUUUUUGUUGGAUUUUACCUAAGUCCCACAGUUUGUCAUAAUCCAUGUGAAAUAUUUUCUGUAUUUUUCUUGUAGUCAUCGAUCUUACCUAUGUAGAAAGCAUUUCUUUUUGUAAAAGAUUGUCACUGUAGGUCCUAGAGGUCAAAAGAGUUCCUCCAAAAUUUUUUUUAAGGAGGCUCAUUAACCUGGAAUAGGUCACAAGUUCAAAGUCUGUUUAAGUCAAUGUGUGGAAACUCACCCACCGGCAGGUAUUCAGCAGAAAUGUGGAACUGUUUUAUCACAGAAGGUAAAAGGUGGCAGGAGAGGCUUGGGCUCGGGCUUUUAUGAUGAAUCACUUACAUUUACUGCCCCUUACACCACCUACUUGGCUGUAAGACUAUCAUUUUUUUUUUAGUAAAUGUACUGGUCCUAAAUUGUUUAUACAAUAUUGCUAGCUUAUUUGGUAGAGGGGCUUGUCAGAAGUUUAUGUACUUCUGCUAAAUAAUGUAAUUGCUGUUGGGUUUUUUUUUUCUUUAAGCUAACAUUCUUGAGCAUGACAUCAACACUCAUUACUCUUAACAUAAAACGAGAAUAGCUUUGCCUCCACAUGUGCUAUUUUCUGUGUGAAAAUUCACCAGGACCAUGUCUCUAUGCUUACUGAGCAUCAAACCACUUAAGGACUUUUGCUUUAUAAAUGCUGAUGCUGAUGUGCCAUUCAUCAUUACUUGUUUUAGUGCAAAGUCUUGACAGUAGUAUAAAGUGUGUGUGAUGCCUAAAGUACAUUUUGUAAUAAUGCUUCCUGUUCUCUAGAAGAGUCAUGUCUCUUGUUAUGCUUAGAAUGGCCAGUCUUCUGUAUUGUUCUCUUUGUAGGUAACAUGUAGUCUUCUUAAUACUGAAUGGUUAGGCACCUGUUUGCUGCAAGCAGUUGGUAAUACUUCAUGCAGUUCAGUUUGUGUGCAAGCUUGGAGCUAAGGUGUUUCUCUUUUAAUGAAAAAAUGUAUGUUUUUUAAUUGUUUGCUGCAUUUUUCUUAAUGAGCAGCACAAACUAAUCAUGUCUGUGUCUUUUUUUUGUGUGUGAGAUCACACUUGCAAAUUAACUGAACAAUCUAAAGCUUUGAAUGAACCACACCAUCAGUUAGCUGGUGUUUCUUUGUUUUGUUUUCAAUGUCAUUUAUUUGCCCAUAUAUUUGUAAAGUAACAAAAUUUUGAAACAUCGUACCUCAACAUAGACCUGGGACUCGACUCUUGAUCUGCACAAAAUAACUGUUACUUGCUUUUGUAAGAUGUCCCUAGUAUAGUCACUUGUUAGCUCUGCCUUAUGUAGUUCACUGAAGAAAAUAAAGAUAACACAUCGAGCAGUCA
Pomacea canaliculata is the source of this 4493-nucleotide messenger RNA. RefSeq names its product cysteine--tRNA ligase, cytoplasmic-like. Gene Ontology annotation, cellular component: cytoplasm. Lineage: Eukaryota; Metazoa; Mollusca; Gastropoda; Architaenioglossa; Ampullariidae. The coding region runs from base 67 to 2307 and encodes 746 amino acids. The record is from RefSeq and is a predicted model, not a curated record. The transcript is spliced from 21 exons. Gene Ontology annotation, molecular function: cysteine-tRNA ligase activity; ATP binding. Gene Ontology annotation, biological process: cysteinyl-tRNA aminoacylation.